GAGGUGCUUCGGUCGCUCCCAAACAUGGCCUCCGUGACGGAGCGACCGCUUCAACUUUAAUUUUUCGCCAGUUUUCGGAGUAAAAACCGCGCUUUUCCCUCCGUGCUCCGCCGGGAAUGUUCCGCCGGAGACCCGGCCGUGCCAGGCGUGUCAAACGGAGGCUGAGGUUGGCAGAAGUUCGCUGCUGGCUUUGAAGUCGUCGCUCUAAGUUGGCUGAAAGCUGGAGAGGAAAAAGAGAAUUGCAUCGAAUCAAAUGCCAUCUGAGGCUCAGCCUCAGGAGCCUCGGGACAGAGGGCCACCCCCUCCCGUCACUCGGGCCGGCCGCAGUGCUCAGCUGGCCAAAGCCGCUGCUUCUAGCCCCGCCCCUGAGAGGCGGCCCCGUGGGCGACCGCGGAAAGAUGGGAGCAGCGGGCGCUCUGGACCUGCUGCCCCGCCUCCUCCUCCACCACCUCCUCCCCCUCCGCCCCCCAAAUCAAGAAAGAAGGGGCGGAGCCGAGGACGAGCUCAAGUAGAGGAUGAAGAGAGCAUGGAUGCCACAGAGAAGAAGCCCCCCCAGAAGACAGAGGUGAAGGCUCAGACCACACGGCGGCAGCGCUCCACCUCCAGGAGAAAAUCCAAAACGAGCUCUGGACCUGCUCAGGACGAGCCCAGUCCAGAUCCUGAUCCUGACCCGGAUCCAGGACCGGGGCCCCCCGACCCUGAGCCGGCUCCCAGUGCUGAGGAGGAGGCGGGAGAGGUGGAGGACAGACUCCAGUCAGAGGCUCCGCCCCUAGCUUCUAGCCCUCUUCUACCCCCCUCCAGCCCUCCACCCCAAUCCCAUCAUCUUGAUCCUAUUCCUGAUCCUGAUGCUGUGGAGGAAGACCGGCCCAGUCCGAGUCACAGCCCCACCCCUACGGAUGUGGACUGCAGCCUGGUUCCCAUAGAAGCAGAGGAGGACGGGGCCGGCCCCGUGGAGCAGAGUCCGGCCGUCAGUCCCCGCUCCAGUCCUCCGGUGUCCCCCUGUCUGCGGUCGGAGGACGAGGACUCGCUGUCCCCGCUGUUCCAGCGGUCUCUGUCGGAGGACUCCGGGGGCUCACCCACCCCCAGCCUGGGACACACCAAAAAAAGGCUGAAGCAGUGUGCCUUCUGUUACCACGGCGACAAGCCUCCUCUGGGCCAGGGCCGGCUGGUGGUGUUCGGCCCGACGCCCGGCUACAUCCCGCUCCACAUCCUCAAUCGCCGCGCCUCCUCCGACCGAGACAACGACUGCCACGACCACUGCUACCGCGGCAGCCGAGCCCCGGCCACGUGCUGCAGUCCAGAACAGUGUGAGUCUUCCUCAGAGUUCCUUAAGCAGCUUGGACCCAUCGGCCUUCCUCAUGACAUCAACGUCCAAUCACUGUUUGACCCCACAGGUCAGUGCUGUGCUCACCUGCAGUGUGCCACUUGGUCAGAGGGGGUGUGUCGAGGCGAGGGACAAUCACUGCUCUACGUGGACAAAGCCAUCGACACAGGAAGCACACAGGUGUGCGUGUUCUGCCAGCAGCUCGGAGCUUCGCUGCGUUGUCAGGAGAUGGACUGUGGGCGGUGCUACCACUUCCCCUGCGCUGCUGCUGCCGGAGCCCACCUGGACUGGAACCAGAGGCGCACACUGUGUACAAGACACGCAGGGUCCUCGCCACCCUGUGCUCUGUGCUCUGGCGGCGGUGAGCUUGGCAGACUGUUAAUGUGCUGUUGUUGUGGUAACCGUUACCAUGGCAGCUGCGUGGACCCCUCUGUGGCCCCCUCCCCUUUCUGCCGGGCCGGCUGGCAGUGUCCUCAGUGUCGAGUGUGUCAGAGCUGCAGGCUGCGAGGCGAUGAAGCUGCGUUAUUGGUGUGUGAGCGCUGCGAUAAAGCCUACCACACACACUGUCUCACACCACCUCUGGAUCACACGCCGAGCACCGGCUGGAGCUGCAAGAACUGCAGAGUCUGCCGCCGCUGUGGUGUCAGGUCAUCGGGCCAGUGGGCCAAUCACCUGUUUCUGUGUGAGUCGUGUGACCCAGCAUUGCCCUGCCUUCUCUGUGGCCACGCCCCUGACCUCUACACACCACAGGAGUGCGUGACCUGUGUCUGCUGCUAUAGGUUUGUCCAUGCAGACUGCAUCAUCCAGGCCGGGGAGGGCGAGGUGGGGUCCGAAGCGUACAUCUGCUCCACGUGCAGACCUCAACAGGAGGAGCCAAACCCACACAGUCCCACAUUGGCAUCAGCUGCCGCCCUUAGCCCCUCACAGACUCCACCCAGUAGCAUUCCACAGCCAUCGGUCUCAACGUGCACAGAGGCUCCACCGGCCAGUCCUGUUGGUCAACUCGUCCCUGAGGAGCCGUCACAGAGAACAACAAAGUCCCUCAGUGCACCAUCACCACCAAGUCUUACGUCAUCUCACCCUGAUCCCAUUGAGCUCCAACAAAAUCCUACACCAUCUCACACCGACUCCCAGGAGCUCCUGAAUAAUCCACUGUCAGUUCUUCCUCAGUCUACAGGGCUCCAACAGAGUUCUACAACAUCUCACCCUGAGUCCAGUGAACCCCAACAGAGUCCUCUACCAUCUCAUUCUGAGGGUAUGGAGACACAACAGAGUUCUCCGCCAGUUCUCCCUGAGUCCACAGAGCUCCAACAGAAUCCUCCAUCAGUUCUCCCUGAGUCCACAGAGCUCCAACAGAAUCCUCCAUCAGUUCUCCCUGAGUCCACAGAGCUCCAACAGAAUCCUCCAUCAGUUCUCCCUGAGUCUACAGAGCUCCAACAGAAUCCUCCAUCAGUUCUCCCAGAGUCUACAGAGCUCCAACAGAAUCCUCCAUCAGUUCUCCCUGAGUCCACAGAGCUCCAACAGAAUCCUCCAUCAGUUCUCCCUGAGUCCACAGAGCUCCAACAGAAUCCUCCAUCAGUUCUCCCUGAGUCUACAGAGCUCCAACAGAAUCCUCCAUCAGUUCUCCCAGAGUCUACAGAGCUCCAACAGAAUCCUCCAUCAGUUCUCCCUGAGUCCACAGAGCUCCAACAGAAUCCUCCAUCAGUUCUCCCAGAGUCUACAGAGCUCCAACAGAAUCCUCCAUCAGUUCUCCCAGAGUCUACAGAGCUCCAACAGAAUCCUCCAUCAGUUCUCCCAGAGUCUACAGAGCUCCAACAGAAUCCUCCAUCAGUUCUCCCAGAGUCUACAGAGCUCCAAGGAAGUUCUGUAACGUCUCAUCCUGAAGCCAUGGAGAGAUUAAAGAGUCCUCCAGCCGAUCUCCCUGAACCCGCAGAGCUCCAACAAAGUCCUCCAUCAGUUCUCUUUGACUCUACAAAGCUCCAAGAAAGUUCUGUAUCAUCUCAGCCUGAAGCCACGCUUCAACAGAGUCCUCCACCAAUUCUCCCAAAGUCCACAGAACUCCAAGAAAGUCUUUUAUGUCACCCUGUUUCUGCCAAGCUCCUAGAAACUCCCAAAGUUCUCCCACAAAGUGGAUGGAGCAUGGAGUUGGAACAAAGCCCUUCACAAUGUCAAACUGAUCCCACAGAGCUCCAACAAAGUCCUCCACCAUCUCACCCGUAUCCUGUGGCAGUCCAGCAAAGUUCCUCACUAGCUCUUACAGAGCUCCCUCUGCAGAGUUCUUUACCAUCUAGCCCUGUUCUCAAGGACCUCCAGCAAAGUCCUGCAUCAUCUCCCAUGGAGCUCCAACAAAGUUCCUCGCCUACUCCUGUAGAACACCAACAAUUUUCUGCACCAUCUCCCAAAGAACUCCCAAACAGUCCUACACCAUCUCACCCUCUUUCCACAGAGCUGCAGCAAAGCCCUCCACCAUCUCCCAAAGAGCUCCCAUCUCAACUUGUUUCCAUGGAGCUUCAACCAAAUUCCUUACAAAUGCUUAAAGAACUCCAAAAUCCUGCACCAUCAUGCCCUGAUUCCACAGAGCUCUGGCAAAGCCCUGCACCAUCUCCCACAGAGCUUCAGCAAAGUCCUCCACCAUCUCCCACAGAGCUCCAGCAAAACCCUCCACCAUCUCCCAAAGAGCUCCCACCUCAGCCUAUUUCCACGGAGCUUCAACCAAAUUCCUUACAAACGCUUGAACUCCGAAGUCCUGCACCAUCUGAAAAUGCAGAGCUUCAACAAGGUCAUCCAUCAUCUCCCAUAGAACAAAGUUCCUCAUCACCUUCAGCAGAGCUCCAGCACAUUCUUGUGCUGUCUCACACUGAUUCCACAGAGCUCCCACAGAAUGCACCAUUUCCCAAAGAACUCCUGUCAAGUCCUGCACAAUCUCACACUGAUCCUUUGGCACCUUUAACUGCACAUCCCCCACAAAGUCCUCAACCAUCUGUGACGGAGCUCCCACAGAGUCCUGUAAUUUCCCAUCCUGAUCCCAUGGAGCCCCAACAAAACGUUGUACCUUUGACUGCACCUUCUAUCAUAGAACUCGAGCCAUCUCCCUCUUGUCACACAGCAUCCCAUAGUAAUCAAGAAGAGCUCCAUCCUGAUGUGGCAGAGUGUAGAAUAAGCUCCUCACCAUCUUGCCCUGAUCUUGCAGAGGCCCAUGAAAGUUACUCAGCAUCCCACUUGGAUUCCACAGAUGACCAGAAAAGCUGGACCCCAUUACACCUUCAGCAGAGUCCUGCACAGUCUCACUCUAAUCUGGCAGAACUUGAGAAAAGUACAGAGCAGAAUUCCACAGAGGAUCAGCUUAUGGACACAGAAUCUCAGCAGAGUCCAGUACAGGGUGGUCCCACGGCUUGUACCCUUGCACAUUUUCUACACAGCCCUUCACCUCACAGUCCUAUCAAAUCAGGGCUGACUCCUCCCAGGGUGGAGCUGGGGACAGAGGAGGCUCGGCGCAGCCUUCCACCACACAGUCCUGCACAGGACAAUGCUAUGCAGCUCAGUGGAUCACAUAGUCAGGAGAACAUUGUCAUCUCACAGCCUCAGCACAGUGCUCUACAAACGGACUGUAGUCCUGUGCAAGCUGGCAUGUCAUGUCCUUGGAACCCCUCACAGGACACUGAAUCUACACUGGACCAGGAGAGCCCUGGAUUGAGCAGCCCUACUCUGCAGUAUGGGGCUGCACAGGACACGUCUACACUGGACCAGGAACUCUCAUCGGCAGCAAGAUAUGCCUCAGCUCCAUGUAGCCCAUCAUCACCACCGCUCAGACCUAAACGGUGCAGUCUGUCCCAACCUGCCAGCCCUGCUCAGGCUCUCCGGUCUUCACAGCUUAGCUUACAUACUUUAGAACUUGCUGCACAUUCAACACUCACACAGGAGUCCACCCAUGCCACACAACCUGACUCCUUGAAACAUUGCCCUUUGCAAAAGAGUUCUAGCCCUGAUGGCCAAACACUGGAAAAUAACCCUCCUCCCCUUAACCCCACCUCGAGCCUGGCCACAGCGCCCCCUGAAAGUAGCACGCUCAGUCCCGAUCAUUCCAGUCCCCCUCAUGUCCUAGAUUUCCAGACACCAGAAAGCCUUUUUCACAUUAGCACUUCAGCCAAACACAGUAGCCUAGCUUGCUCACCUUGUGCCGGUGAAAUGGAGGAAGCUCCUCCCCCAGCUAGCCUAAUUCAUCAGAAUCUUCACAACACCCCAUCGCUCUGCAUGGAAGUUGUUGAAGGAGCUAGCCCCACACAUGACCAGGCCAGCUCAGCUUGUGCCAGCCCCACUCGUGCUUACCAGAUGCCUACAAGCCCAACCAUGUGUCUUGAAGGCCAUCCUAGCCCUGUGCCAGGGGAGAGUAGCCCAUCAGCAGCGCUGGCUGGACCCAUCCACCUUGUCUCCUGUCGCGAUGAGGAGAUGGAGGUAGCAAGUGAUGGUGUUCAGUCAGAACCUAGUCCCAGUCAGCCAGACAGUCCUCAGCCUGACCUUGCUUACUCAGAAGCCACCGGUGGCAUUGUUUUGUCAGGUCAUGAGCAUGCUCAGGAGACAGAAAGUCCACCUGGUCAGUCAAGUCGGCCACAUAUCCAGAUUUCCUUCAGUACUUCACACCUGGCUGCAGUACAGCCGUCAAGCCCUCCACCAGCUUCUGGUAGUUCAAGUCCUCCACACUGUACACUGAGUGAUACCGGCCCAGAGAGGAGUCCUGUUAGUGCUGAAACAUAUCCCUGUUCUGCUAGUGUAGCUGAUGUUCACACCAGUCAUAGCCCAGUUAGUCCUGCUGGUCAGGCUAGUCCUGCUCAUGUAGUAGUAGCUCACUCAGGCCCAGUGCAGACACAAACUUCCUCAUUAGCUAGCACAACUCAUAGCAGCCCUGCACAUGCUGCUUUUGCCAGUGUUAGCCCACCUCACAGUCCAGCUCCUGACACUGAAAGUAGUACUAGCCUUACUGAGGCAUCACUGAGCCCCACUAGUCCUGAUGUGGACACAGUUGCUCUUUCCAGUGGGGCUCAGCCUGAUAUGGGUGCUGAUGAACCCGCAGACUGUAUCAGACAAACAAGUCCUGCUGCCUCUGUACCCGACGACUCAGCUGCUGUUAGCUCCAGCCAGACUAGUCAGAACCAAGUCAGCAGGUCCCCAGCUGGUACUGCAGUGGUCCCCAAAGAAAACCACCAGUGCACUGCCUCACCAAGCCCCCUGUAUCAAAGCCCACUCAUCCCCACUGAUGCUACUUACACUCAGGCCAGUCUGAGUCCUGCUAGCCCUGUCCAUGCUAGUCCCACUCAGGAUAACACUGCGAUGCCUAGCUCAACCUCUCCCAGUGAGGCACCUCUUAGUCCCACAUGCCCCGCCCCCUCACAGAUUAGCCCUUCUCAAACAGUCUCUUUUGACACUCUGCAGGUUCAGCGUAGUCCCUUACACAGCCCAGGUCAAAGUUCUACAGGUGUUCAUAUGGAUCCAGGUUUUAAACAGAUCACCACAAGUCCAGGCCCCGUGAGUCCUGUGCAGGCAGAGCCUGGUCCCGGUCCCGAGAGUCCUGUGCAGGCAGAGCCUGGUGUCAGACCUGCUUCUGCCAGCCCGUUCCACUGUGAAGCCAGUCCUCCUUGUGAUUCAGUUAACCCUGCUCCCUCAAUAACCAGCCCAAGUCCUGGUCCUGCUAGUCCCGUGAAGCCAGAACAAGGUCCUGGACCUGAAGGGAUGUCUGAUGGCACCAUGGACACACUGAGCACAGGGGAGGAGCAGCAGCAGGAGGAGGAGCAGCAGCAGGAGGAGCAGCAGCAGGAGCAGCCUGAACACACAUCACAGGAGAGCCUAGCAGAGGAGAAGCCUGUGGAGAGGAGCGAGGGAGGAGAAGAACAAAACCAGAAGGUCCUGCCCAGUAGCUCCAGCUGUCCUAAAGGAGUCCAGGAGACUCAGUGCCCCACCUCCCCCAUUCCCACGCAGCAACCUGUGUCCUUCCCUUUGCCCUCAUCACCUCCAUCUGUGGGAGCCGGCUCCCUGGAGGCCUCCCCCCAUCGUCACUCCCAGUCCACCAUUAUAGAGGGCCUCCCACAGGAGGAAAAGCUUCCCAGUGACUUUGGACCUACGGUGGGGCUGAAGGACCAAUCACCUCUUUGUCACAUGACAUCAGAGUGUGAUGGGGGUCAGUCACAGAUCCUAUGUGAAGCUGUUGCUUUGGUAACAGAACCCACCGAAGACGAGCACCAAUCACAAGCUGAGCCUUCACAGGAGGAGGAGGAGCUUUCUGAAACAGUUCAGCCGUCAGACAGUCAGCCAAUCACUGAGGAGCACUCAGACAUGGAGGAGGAGCCAGUGAGCUUCGUGCUGGACUUGGACCCCUCUUUAGACAGAGAGGUGAUGGAGCUGAUGACAUCAUCGCCUCCCCCGUCCCUCCUGCACCUGUCCUCACCAUCCUCAUCGCCGCUCCUGCGCAGAGGGAAGGGUCGCACCCUAAGGCCUCCUCCCUGCUCCCCCCGGCUGUCUGAUGACCUCUCCAUCCGCCUCAGACAGUCUCCCUUCUCCACUGAGGCCUCCCCAGAGACCUCCCCUGCAAGAGUGCCCAUCACGCCGCCACCGCUCACCCCACCUUUGCCUUCUCUCAGGACUUCCCCCCUAGCUAGAGAGUCUCCACCUCUCUCUAAGGCUCCUCCCACCACUGUGCUCCCCCUCACCCCAAAAAUCGGCAUGGGGAAGCCUGCCAUCUCUAAGAGGAAGUUCUCUCCUGGCAGAGCCCGGGUGAAACAGGGCACGUGUUGGAGUAGUCGCAGGGCAGUCAGCCCCCUCUCGUCCUCCCAGGAUUCCACGGGGGAGGGAGGGUGGGACAGCCCUAAGCCCCGCCUGCAGGACUCCCCGCUCUGGAGCAUGAGAGUGGGUCGUGGUUCCGGGUUCCCGGGCAGGAGGAGGUCCAGAGGAGGCGGCAUCGGAGGAAGAGGAGGGAGAGGAAGAAGCCGACUGAAGACUCAGGACAGCGUGACUGUGUCACCGGGAGCUGGAUACGUGGAGGCGUUCACAGCAAAGGAGGACGAGGAGAACUCGAUGCACAACACCGUGGUGAUGUUCUCCACGUCAGACCACUUCACCCUCAGACAGGACAUGUGUGUGGUGUGUGGCAGUUUCGGGCAGGGCGCUGAAGGUCGGCUGUUGGCGUGCUCUCAGUGUGGACAGUGUUACCAUCCUUACUGCGUCAACGUAAAGAUCACUCGGGUGAUUCUGACCAAAGGGUGGCGCUGUUUGGAGUGCACGGUGUGCGAAGCAUGCGGUGAGGCCAGCGACCCCGGGCGACUGUUGCUAUGUGACGACUGCGAUAUCAGUUACCAUACCUACUGCCUGGACCCGCCCCUCCUCACGGUGCCUAAAGGAGCCUGGAAGUGCAAAUGGUGUGUGUGGUGCGUGCAGUGUGGCUCCGCCUCCCCCGGGCUGCGCUGCGAGUGGCAGAGUAACUACAGCCUGUGCGGGCCGUGCUGCAGCCUGAGCCACUGUCCCGUCUGCCAGCGAGCGUACCUGCAGGACGACCUCAUCCUGCAGUGCCAGCAGUGCGACAGGUGGGUCCAUGCUGUGUGUCAGGGUCUGACCACUGAGGAGGACGUGGAGGCCGCUGCUGACGAAGGAUUUGACUGUUCACUGUGCAGGACGCACGGACGCAGCCCCUACGGGAGGACGGAGUCGUUGGCGCCCUUCAUGGCUCAGAUCGUCUCCAGGAUCAGGGAACCCGAGUCAAAGACGUACACUCAGGACGGAGUCUGCCUGACCGAGUCGGGCCUGUCUCACCUGCAGUCUCUGGUCGAACCUCUGACGUCGCCGCGCAGGUGGCGCAGGUGUAAACCCAAACUGAAGCUGAGGAUCAUCAACCAGAACAGCGUGUCCGUGCUGCAGACCCCGGUGGAUGCCGAGCCCGCCGAGCUGGACCACGGCAGAGCUCCGCUCGACUGCGAGAUGAAAUCUGACUCCAGCCCCGAACGAGAUCACAUCCAAGACAAUGACAUCACCAAGGAGCCCGAUGUCGCUGACGGCAACAAGAAGAGGAAACGGAAACCCUACAGGCCAGGUAUCGGCGGGUUCAUGGUGCGUCAGCGUGGCGCCAAGGCGGGGGUGGGUCCAAACCGCAUCAAGCUGUGCAGGAAGGAUUCGACGGAGAUGCUGCCGGGCCGGGAUGAAGAUGUUGCCAUGGAAAUGGCGCCCACAAUCACUGACCAGACAUCACAGAAGUCGAAGAAGAGGUACAGGAAGAAGAAAACGAAGCUGGAGGAGACCUUUCCCUCUUACCUGCAGGACGCAUUUUUUGGUCGAGAUCUUCUCGAUCGGAGCAGACAGGUGGACAGGGGGGCGGGGCCAGAAGCAGCAGCCAGUAGCCAACCAAGAGCAGCGACAGGUAACCUGAAAGGCCCAACUCCUGGAUUUCAGGCCCCUCCCCUCUCUGGCGCCAGCAGGAAGGCGGCAGUGCUGCCCGGGUCGGAGGGCGGUCUCGUGGAUCUGUCCGACGUCCUGAACACCGACCCUCACAUCCUCGCCACCGGACACACAGGUCAGUUCCAGGUGGAGCGCUCCCCGUCUCCAUUUGCAGGUCUGGACAUCAGCUCUGUGGCACAUGACGCCUCUUUGACUUCUGAGCCAACAGGAAGCAGUGGGCGUGUCCAGAGGGCAAUGCAGGAAGAGCCUCUGGACGCCAUCUUGAGUCCUGAGCUAGAUAAGAUGGUCACUGAUGGUGCCAUCCUUAGCAAGCUCUACAAGAUCCCAGAGCUGGAGGGAAAGGACGUGGAGGAGGUGUUCACUGCUGUCCUCAGUCCAGACAGCAGCAACAGCCAAUCAGAGCAGAGUCAGCACACACAUGCGGCUGCUGGGAGCAAGACGCACAACACAGGUGCCGCGCCAUUUCCUCGCCUCCCACUGAUGAACGGCCUCUCACCAGCUGCUCCUCCUAUGAUGCCCGGGGUCCAGGGUCCAGUCAGCUUUAGGGUCCUCCCUACCGAAAACCCCACCCCCAUCCAGGGCCCCACCUCUGCAUUAGUUUCAGCCAAUCAGCAGGCUCCGGCCGGCGAGGGCGAGCAGGACGCGCUGUCAACGGCUCAGAGGAGCACGCUGAAGUGGGAGAAGGAGGAGAGUCUGGGAGAGAUGGCCACCGUCGCUCCGGUGCUCUACUGUAACACCAACUUCCCCCAGCUUAAGCAGCAGUACCCAGACUGGCCCACCAGAGUGAAGCAGAUCACCAAGCUGUGGAGAAAGGCCAGCGCUCAGGACAGAGCACCCUACGUGCAAAAAGCUCGGGACAAUCGAGCGGCUCAGCGCAUCAACAAAGUGCAGCUGUCCAAUGACCCGCUCAAACGCCACCCGCCCUCACAGCAGCAGCUGUCCGCGCCGCUGGGACCCUUUGACACUGUUUCCAUGGAGAUAGAGAUGCCGUUCAAGGACCCGCUGAGGCCCAAGGAGUCGGAGCAGGAGCAGGAGUGGAAGUUCAGACAGGGAGGGGUUAAAGACAGAGGGGAAGCCGAUAAGAAGAGGCAGGAAAUCCCCCCCCAAAGCAAAAAAUCUCCAACAGAUACAGAUUGUCCCUGCCAGGCAUCCGUAGCAGCUCCGCAAAUGCGUCAGAAGAGCAAGCAGCUCGCCAAGAUGGAAGCCACCCAGAAGCUGGAGCAGGUGAAGAAUGAGCAGCGGCAGCAGCAGCAGCUCCUGGCCAGCCAGCGCCUCUCAGGCCCCCAGUCGCCUGAAUCUGGCAGCCACAGCCCCGUGCCCCCCGGAGGAAGCACCUCCCCUCAGCUCCACCCGGGUCUCAGGGAGGGUCAGCCCAGGCAGCACCUCCUGCAGGGAAGUUCUGGACCAGCGGACGACAUCUUCCUCCGGCCUCAAGCACCGCCCCCUUCUGGCUUUUCCUCACUCCCUCAAUCCCCACAUCCCUCCUCUCCCCUCCACCAGCCAACAUCUUCCCCCCAGAUGUUCUCUCCCCCCUCCUCCCGCCCUUCCUCACCCUGGGACCCCUACAGUAAGGUUAUAGGCACUCCUCGGCCCUCCUCUUCCCAGCCUGGAGGCCCCGCAGCCUCCCAGCAGCAGCAUCACAGCUCCCUUAGCACCUCCCCAGCCCAUGACGUCGUAGGCUCUCCUGCUCCAUCCCCCGACUCCAAAACACCUGACGUCUUCAGAAGCCUCGGGCCACAACCAGGUAACCCCACCCCCGACCCUUCAGUCAGACAUGCCGGCGUCCGAGUGGCCGAAGCCUACCAGAAGACGAACGUGCGAGUCCCUGCGCCCGAGUCAUGCAGUCGUCAACUGGUCCAGGGUGGUGUGUUUAAGGCCCCCAUGCCCCCUCAGCAAGAGGCAUUUGGUGGUGGAGGAGGAGGAGGGAGGAGGGACCUGUCAAGGCUCACAGACCCAAGUUUUGUCCCCCCUCCUUCACAGGAGCCUCCCUUCCCCUCCAGCCCACUGUCAGGUCUGGGCUCCCCCCACCGUAGCCCCUACGCCCAAGCGCCCGGCACGCCCAGACCAGAUUACACUCAGCAGAUGUCCGACCCCUUCACCCAGCAGUCACCUAUGACCUCCCGGCCCUCUCCGGAUCCCUACACCAACCCUCAGACCCCUGGCACGCCGCGUCCCCACUCUGACCCCACAUACCUCACCACACCGCCUGCGCUGAGACCAGACCAGUACAACCAGCAAUCCAUGAGCCGCCGUCCCUCCCCCUCUCACCCAACCCUCGAUCCCUACGCCUCCAACCCGGGCACACCCCAUCCAGCUGUCACCGACCGCUUCCCCCGAUCACCAGGGAGUCAGCGGACCGGUGACCCCUACGCACAGCCCACAGGUACACCGCGACCCUCGCCGGAUCCCUACGCUCAGCAGCCCUCUACACCACGACCCCAGAAGGCCCACGAACCAUUCAGCCAAACCCCAGUCGAGAGCUUAGCUCCUCAGCCUGCAGCUUCCGCUUCAUCCCCUCUGGCUCCAGGAGACCCAGGGACCUUUACCCCAACGCCCCACCAGUUACAGCAGUCACCAGGAAGACAACAACAGCAGGACUCAUUUCCCAGAACCCCCAGCAGCCACACCCCAAAGCACCCUGGGAUGUCAGAAGAGAGCUUCUCUGCUUUGGCCAGUCACACUCCGGGUCACGAUCCGUUUGAGCAGGGUCACAUGACACCAGGCCGACCGCAGACCGACAAGACGGCAACCACUGAAAUAUCUGCUUUAGACGGGUCGAUGAGUGCGAUGCCUCAGCUUGGUGACUCAGGGGAGAAGCUGAGACAGCGUCAGCGGCUUCGGGAGCUCAUCCUGAGGCAGCAGCAGCAGAAGAGCACGUUACGGCAGGAGAAGGGUCUGCAGGAACCGGCUCCUGGACUUGCUGCACCCCCGGCUGCUCCAACAGGAUCCUCCGCUGGUUCUGGCACACCUCUUCACAACUGGUCGCAGGACGACUCCUCCAGCUCCAACUCCACCGCUUCUCCUGUCCAGACAGACCCAUUUGGGCGCCCUCCGCCCCCAUAUCCUGGCACAAUACGGCCUGCCGGGGCUCCAGCCCUGAGGUUCCCUGGAGGGUUCCCAGGAGAACAGCAGAGGGGUUUCGCGCCGACCGAGGCUUCUUUCCCCAGACAGAGCCUCCCCAGAGAGCUGGGUGUCCGAGGACCAGGAUCGAGGUUUGGAGCUCCAGCUGGCCUCCAUGAGACUUUCCUGCGUGCACCCCUAGGAUCAACGCCUGCCUCUGGACUCGGUGCUGUAGAGGUUCCUGUUCAGAUGAGGAGGCCAGUGCCCGGGGACUUCACCGCCAUCCGUCCCCACGGGACUCCAAACGCUCACUCGCACAUGAUGCAUGGUGUCCCCCAGCCCUUCCUCCCUCGCUCUCUCCCCAUCCAGCAGCACAGCAUCAUGGGACAGCCCUACAUUGAGCUUCGACAUCGCGCUCCAGAGAACCGCCUGAGGCUGCCCUUCUCUCUUCCUUCAGCCACGGACCCCGAGGCCCCUCUCCUGCAUCCCAGAGACCCCCACCCACCUGCCAUCAGACCUGGUCCUGGGGCCAGGAUGGGUGAGACGCUGAUGGCUCAGCAGAUGAUGAUGGCAGGCGCCGUGGAGCAGCUGAACCAGCAGGAUCCUCAGCAGCAGCACCUUGGCCACACGGCGGCUCUGACUCAGACCGGCGAGCCGGCGCUCUCGGGAGCCGAUGGAAUCGAGGAGCACCUGGAAGGGGAGGACUCGGCUGUGAAGGACCUGGAGGAUGUAGAAGUGAAGGAUCUGGUUGACCUGAACCUGAACCUCGACCCUGAAGAUGGUAAAGAAGACCUGGACCUGGGUCCCAAUGACCUCCACCUCGAUGACUUCCUGCUGUCGGGGAAGUUUGACCUGAUCGCCUAUGCCGACCCUGAGCUCAACCUGGAGGACAAGAAGGACAUGUUCAACGAGGAGCUGGAUCUGGGCGAGCCAGCGGAGGAGAAGGAGAGCGGAGAGAGGAAGGAUGGAGUUGGUGGUUCUAGAAAGACUGACAGCAGCUCCCACCUGGUCGAACAGAUCAAACAGGAAGUGAGGGACGACAGGAAGACGGGGGCAGCUCCACCUGGGGUCGUCGCCACCAGCAAACCCCCGGGAGCUCUAGGACUUGAGGUUUCCUCUGUCCAUCACAUCAAGGAGAAGCUGGAGGACUCUGGUUCUGUUUCAGGGGCUUUGUCAUCCCUCAAGCCCCAGGAGCAGGUACCAUCCAUGGGCAUGGUAUCCAGAGUUCAGCCCCCUGUGACCACAGGACAACAGCCUGUCUUCCAGCAGCAGCAGAAGCCUUUUGGGCCCCCCUCAUCCUCGCCUCAACUCACCCCCCACCCUCAGGCUGUCUCAGUGUCUCCUCACACCAGUCUGCCUCCUCAGGCCCCCCAAGGCCCGCCUCACCCACUGCCUCUCCAGCCUCCUCACCUCCUCCUUACCACUCAGACCCAACCUCCACAUAUGGGGACCUCCACGCAGAGCCAGACCCAGGGUACCUUUGCUCAGACCCAGGUCCAGGACCAGAACAAACUAAGGCCUCUGCUUCUGGAGGAGCAGCCGCUUCUUUUGCAGGACCUCCUGGACCAAGAGCGCCAGGAGCAGCAGCAACAGAAACAGAUGCAGGCCCUGAUCAGACAACGCUCCACCACAGACUCUGCGUUCCUUGGUGUGGACUUUGAUUCCAUUACAGACCCCAUCAUGAAGGCAAAGAUGGUGGCUUUGAAAGGCAUAAACAAAGUGAUGUCUCAGGGAAACCUGGGUCUGAAUCCCAUGGUCAUCAACAGGUUCCAGCAGCCUCCAGGAGCCCCGGGUCCUGAGGUCCCCCCUCAGCCUCCACACCUGGUAUUACAGGAGGGAAAGGUGAACCCUCAGCUGGUGCAACCCAACCCCCCGAGCUUUGGCUCCGGGUUCAGCAAUGAGCCCAAGCGGCCGCAGUACGAGGACUGGCUCGGAGAGACGCAGCAGCUCCUGCAGAUGCAGCAGCGCCUCCUGGAGGAUCAGAUCGCCGCCCACCGCAAGACCAAGAAGGCUCUGUCAGCCAAACAGAGAACGGCCAAGAAGGCGGGCCGUGUCUUCGCAGAGGAGGACGCCGCCCAGCUACGCUACAUCAGCGAGCAGCAGGGAGUGGUCCAGAAGCAGCUAGAGCAGAUCCGGAAGCAGCAGAAGGACCACGCCGAGCUCAUCGAGGACUACCGGACCAAACAUCCUCAGAGGGGUCUACAGCAGCAAUCGGCACCCCCCCUCCCUCAGAAGCUGCUCUCACAGCCCAUCGUGCCCCUGCAACCCCACCCGGGCGGCCCCGCACCGGCCCGUCUCCCAAAUGUACCUCCCGGUUGGACUCCAGGGGGUGGGGCUCCAGGGGUGAUGGGGCAGAGGAUGCCGCCUCAUCAACCCCCUCAACUCCCCGCCGGCCUACCCAACAGCCCGCAAGUACCCCCACACACCCAGGCGCCCUCUGCCAUGGUGCCGGGCCUCGCAGCUCAGACGGCAGGCUUUACUGCCGCCUCCCGAGGCCCCGCCGGAGGUCCCAAUGGAGCCACAGUGGAUGGAGCUGGCCCUGCCCCUCAGGUCAAGUUUGACGACAACAACCCGUUCAGCGAGGGUUUCCAGGAGAGGGAGAGGAGGGAGAGGCUGAGGGAGCAGCAGGAGAGGCAGCGGGUUCAGCUCAUGCAGGAGGUGGAGCGCCACCGCGUCCUGCAGCAGAGACUGGAGCUGGAGCAGCAGAGCCUCCUGGGGGCCUCCGUGCCUCCUGCCGCAACUCCGUCGGGUCCUGCCUCCGGAGGGGACGGUUUGACUCAGAUGCCCUUUUUCAGCUCUGAGCUGCCCCAGGACUUCCUCCAGACCUCCAGACCUCGACCUCAGCACCACAGCCAGAUGGCAGCGACCUUUCCCCUGCAGGCGGGCCUCCGCCAAGGCUUCACAGUGAAGCCUCUACUCCCUGGAGCACCCCCUGUUCCAACAGGUGAACCCCCCAUGAACGUGGCUCCUUCCAGCCUCCAGACCAGGCCGAGGCUCCCUGGCCUCACAGGACCCUCAGCCCCAGGGCAGGCACACCCAACUGGGAUAGGAGCAGCAGGAAUGCCCUCCUCCCAUCCGGCAGGGCAGGGACAUCUAUUCGGACACGACUCCUCCUCUUCCUCUCCCUCCACUCCUCUGGCCACUUCCUUCCCCUGCUCCUCCUCUGGUGGCCCCGCCUCCCUCAUCCAGCUGUAUUCUGACAUCAUCCCAGACAAUAAACCGAAUAAGAAGAGGAGUAGGAAGAAGGACGGGGAGGAAGCCACAGGAGGAGGGGGGGCCAGGACGCCACUGUCCUCACAAUCUGAUGACCUCACUGCCCCUCCCACCCCUGCUGUCUCUGACACUGCGUGCUCCACACCCACCUUUGGCAGCAUGGACCAAUCAGAGCUGUCUUUCCCUCAGAGCUCCUCCCUCUCUGGUCUGGCCCCAUCAUCAGAGCUGGAGAGGCAGCUGUCCAUCAUCUCUGCAGCCCAGCAGAGAGCCUCCAGGCUGGGCUCAGAGUGCCAGAGAGGGCCCCUGUCUGCAGCUCUGCUGGAGGUCAAGGAGGAGCGUGAAGAGGCCGCAGCCUGUGGAGCCGGGGUGGUGAAGAUGGAGGAGGGCCGGGCUGAGCCGUUCUCCCCCACGUCUCCUCAUCAGGCAGGCGACGCAGGUAAGGAGCUGCUCAGACACCUGCUAAGGGACAAGACCUCCCCUGCCAACACGCCAUCGCCCAUCACCCAAGCUCCGCCUGUCGCCCGGCGACAGCUGUCCAGCGAUGGCUGUCGAUCUGAAGAGGAAGAUGCACCUGGUUCCCAUGGCAACAUGGUGGCGAGGGACGGUCCUGCCUCAGAGCUGCUGGACGCCUUCGGCAGGAAGAAGACGCAACGCUGCAAGAGACCCGCCCGGCCCAACAAAGACCGAGCUCCUCCCAAGUACAAAAGGAAGAAGAAGGAGGAGGAGGAGAAGGCGCUCCAAUCCUGCUCCACCUCUUCCUCCUCUGACCCGGUGGUGACACACCUCAGACAGCUGGCAGUGCUGCCCCUCAUGGAGCCGGUCCUGGGGGUGGAUCUCAGUCUGUUCCCCCCCUACGGCAGCUCCUCUCUGGGCCGAGACUCCAGGCUGAGCGGCUCCUUCGGCAACGCCUGCCUGGAUGGAGUCACCGACUACUACUCCCAGCUCAUAUACAAGCAGAACAACCUCAGUAACCCCCCCACUCCUCCGGCCUCCCUGCCACCGACACCGCCUCCUGUUGCCAGGCAGAAACUGGUGAACGGCUUCGCCACGACAGAGGAGCUGACCAGGAAGGAGGUCGGCGAGCAGGACGUGAAAGGUGUGUCGGCUCUGAAGCUGAAAGGGGAGGAGCUUCUCAGUUUAAACCAUCCCUCCAAGACAGUAGAUGUGCCUGCCUCCCUCCCAACCCCACCCCACAACAACCAGGAGGAGCUCAGGGUCCAAGACUCAUCAGAGCAAGAUGACCCCGACAGCUACGUUCCAUCGUCGUCCCCGGAGAGCGUGGCGGACAUAGAGGUCAGCCGGUACCCCGACCUGUCCUUCAUCAAGCUGGAGCCUCCCUCACCCUGCCCGUCGCCUACACUACCCAUGAUCCCCUGUGCUUGGGGGAAAGGCUCUGCAGUCAAACAGGAAGUGAAGACUGAGACAAACCAUCAGGGACUUCCUUCCUGCUCGAACACAGACCUGGUUACCAUAGCAAUAACCCUGAACCCCACUGCAGCCCAGAACGUUCCAGGAGUGAUGGCGGCGGUGGCGGAGCUGCUGCGGGUCCCCGUCCCUGUGAACUACCAGCUGAGCCGAGCGUCCGGUCCCGAGCAGAGCUCUCUGGCCCUGCUGGCGAGCGUGCAGGUGCCGCUGACGCAGGGUUCAACCGCCACAAAACAGAGAGCGGCCGCCACAGGAAACACAGGUGUCAGAAUGGACUUCAGCCAGCAGGGCGGCGCUGCCACCACCAGGCCUCAGUGCUGCAGCUACUGCAAGGUGUUGCUGGGAAACGGAGUCCGCAUUGUCAGGGAGCUCAAACAGGAGGGUCAGUCCGGACCCGGCUCCAGCUUGCUCUUCUGCAGUCCCAACUGCUCCACCAUCUACACCAGCGACCUCCAAAGCAGGUCUGCAGGCACCAAGUCUGCAGUCCCUGUCCUGCUCUCCGGCUCCGAGUGCCCCCCUCCCACCAGGGUGCAGCACCAGUACACCAACAACAUGUCCUCCAUUGCCGUCCACUCCCUCCCCCGUGCUCCCUCCUCGCCUCCCCCGACAUCCUCCUCCUCCUCCCCACCUCUCUUCUUCCCAUCUGCCUCUGCCAUCACCAUGGAGACCAGACCUCGCAUGGACAGCCUCAAGGUGAAGGUAAAGUUGAAGCCCCGCCCCCGAGCAGUCCCAGGUGGGGAGGACUCACUGUCAUCGUGCCAUGGAAAGAGGAUGAAGAGUUCCCGCUGGCGGCGCUGGAGUGUUAACAUCACACUGAGCAGGGGUACUUGCAUCUCUAAUGAGGCGGUUGCCUUGCCAACAGAGGAUGAAGUGGAUGAGCUGUUGAAGAACCUGGGGGCGUGUCUUCGUCCAGACCCAUUACCCAGAGACCAGCGCAGGUGCUGCUUCUGUCACCAGCAGGGCGAUGGCCAGACAGACGGACCGGCCAGGCUCCUGAACCUGGACUUGGAUCUGUGGGUGCACCUUAACUGUGCCCUGUGGUCCAGCGAGGUGUACGAGACUCAGGCGGGUGCGCUCAUCAACGUGGAGCUGGCUUUGAGGCGAGGACUGACGCUGCGCUGCGCUCACUGCCAGCAGACCGGCGCCACGAGCGGCUGCAACCGCCUCCGCUGCACCAACACCUACCACUUCACCUGCGCCCUGCAGGCCCAGUGCACCUUCUUCAAGGAUAAGACCAUGCUCUGCCACCUCCAUAAACCCAGGAUGGUUCCUCUCAGCGGGGACAGGUCCUGCGGCGGCUCACCCUCCUCCACUCCCGGCUCUGCCCCUGACCCGGCGGCUGUGGCGGCCUCUGACCCGUAUGACUCAGAGCUGCGAUGCUUCGCGGUGUUCCGCCGAGUGUUCGUGCAGCGGGACGAGGCGCGCCAGAUCGCAGCCGUGGUGCAGCGCGGCGAGCGGCAGCACACCUUCAGGGUCGGCAGCCUGCUGUUCCGCGCCAUCGGCAGGCUCCUCCCACAGCAGAUGAGAACCUUCCACAACGAGACGGCCAUCUUCCCCGUCGGUUACCAUGCUAACCGUAUCUACUGGAGCAUGCGCCACAGCAACAGACGCUGUAAGUACAUGUGCUACAUCGAGGAGGAGGAGGGGCAGCCGCUGUUCAAGGUGAAGGUGGUGGAGAAAGGACACGAUGACCUCAUUCUGACCGGACCCACGCCCAAAGCUGUGUGGGAUCAGAUCCUGGAUCCCGUCUCCCAGAUGAGGACCUCCAGCGGGACUCUGAAGCUGUUCCCAGUUUACCUGAAAGGAGAAGAUCUGUUUGGUCUGACCACGUCUGCGGUGACCCGAAUCAUCGAGUCUUUACCUGGCGUGGAGGCCUGUGAGCGUUACACCUUUCGUUACGGCAGGAACCCCCUCAUGGAGUGGCCUCUGGCCUUCAACCCGUCAGGCUCCGCCCGCUCCGAACCCAAAGCCUGUCAGGCCAAAAGACCCUACCUGCUGGCCAGCAUCGCCCCCAGGUGUCAGGGCUCGGUGGGCUCCAUCGUGGGCCUCGUCCCCGGCGUCAUCUCUCUGUCUCCGGGCGAGUCCGUGGCCAGCGCUCACCAGGGACGCCACUCCAAGUCCUCGCAAUACCGCCGCAUGAAGGCUGAGUGGAAGAGCAAUGUGUACCUGGCACGCUCCCGCAUCCAGGGUCUCGGUCUGUACGCUGCCAGAGACAUCGAAAAGUGCACCAUGGUCAUCGAAUACAUCGGCACCAUCAUCAGGAGUGAAGUAGCCAAUCGCAAGGAGAGGCUGUAUGAGUCACAGAAUCGCGGCGUGUACAUGUUCCGGAUCGACAACGACUACGUGAUCGACGCCACCAUCACCGGGGGACCCGCCAGGUACAUCAACCACUCGUGUGCUCCCAACUGUAUCACUGAGGUGGUGACGGUGGAGAAGGAGAACAAGAUCAUCAUCAGCUCCUGCAGACGCAUCCAGAGAGGAGAAGAGCUGUGCUACGACUACAAGUUCGACCUGGAGGACGAUCAACAUAAGAUCCCGUGUCACUGCGGAGCUGUCAACUGCCGCAAAUGGAUGAACUGAACACACACACACACACAGGCAGGCAGCUCGCUCUCUGUCGAUCGCCUCCCCUGUGGGCGGAGCUUAACUUCAUAUCAACACAGUGAUAAUAAUGAAAGUGAUUGCUUUGAUAACAGAGUUAAUGAUAAUAAUAUUGAUGAUGGGGAUAACAGGUCAGGGUGGGGGUUAUAUAUGCGCAUGGGUGGGGUCAGAAGCUUUUUCUGAGGGCGUGGCUGUGUCGGAGAGUGGGCGGGGCUUAAAGAGGCUGGUCCUCUGUGUAUAUUGUGUGUAAAAAUGAGCACAGAUGUAAAUGUGAGAUCAGAGAAUGUGUCGUCUUUAACUUGCACUAAAACACAAAAACAACAAAAAUAGAGACUUUAUUCCCCGGCCCCGCCCACCCCACUCCAGCCCCGCCCACCUCCAUUUGUUAAUUUCCUGUAAAAUAAGAGUUUUUUUGUAUUUAUUACUGAAUGAAGCUAUUUUCUAAACCCGCGGUGCGUUCGAGGUCCGGCGUGGCGGUGUGUAAAUACGUGUACCAUAGAUGAGAGAAUUGCACACAGAGUUUAAGAAGCCCUCCACCAUCCUCACCACCGCCGAUCAGCUGCAGCAUUUCAAGUACAGUUUGUGUUGCUGACCGGGCACCGCAUCCCGAUUGGACGGACUGUGAAGCGAGUCGGGCAGGCGUCACCGCGGCCUUCAGGCGCCGAGUCCCGCUGCCGUGUACAUAGGAGACUGCUGAUGUGUACAGAGACGACACGAAGCCUUUUUUAUUAUUAUUGGAUGUAACCGUGAUGAUGAAGAUGUUUGUUUUUGGGAAAUAUGGUGACUCUGAUUUAGAAUCAUUUACAGAAAAAUAAAAUAUUUUACAUGUU
Molecule: messenger RNA, 20886 nt
Organism: Pelmatolapia mariae (spotted tilapia)
Lineage: Eukaryota; Metazoa; Chordata; Actinopteri; Cichliformes; Cichlidae
Product: histone-lysine N-methyltransferase 2C-like
Exons: 78
Coding region: 254-20035 (6593 amino acids)
Biological process (GO): positive regulation of transcription by RNA polymerase II
Cellular component (GO): MLL3/4 complex; nucleus
Molecular function (GO): histone binding; histone H3K4 methyltransferase activity; transcription coactivator activity
Source: RefSeq, a predicted model, not a curated record